AUGGCAAAUCCCAGCGCCGCCUCCCGCGCCGAGGAGAUCACGCGCCCGUCGAAGUCUCUAUCCAAGGCCGCCCACCGCCGCGCCGCCGCCGUGUCCCAGAAGCUCGCCGCGCGCGGCCUCUGCACUUUCAUCUGGCACAAGAAGCUCGACCGCGACCUCUCCCGCGGCCUCGUCCCGGACAUCGUCUCCCUCCGCUCCGAGCGCCGCCGCUGCCUCGCCCGCCGCAAGGAGGCCGCCGCCGUCAGCUCAUCCUCCGCCGCUGCCUCCCGGCGGACAUCCCCGCCGCCGAUCACGACCGCCUUUCUGGCCAGGGCGGAGGAGGACGCCAAGGAGGCGGCAUUCCUCCUCGAGCAGAGCAGGCUCCGGGCCGAGACGCGGUUCGGCCACGGCCGGCCCAAGCCCAUCGACUUGCUCGUGAAAUCGCUCGACGGGACGCUGCGCUGCGCGCUCUCGGCGUUCCGCGGCGCGUCGUUGGAGGACCUGCGUGAGCUCGGCAAGCAGAUCGCGGAGCCUGCCGGUCUAGACAGGGCGAACGGGCCCUUCUGGGAGGCCGCCAAGGUAAUGUGCGACGCCGAGAUCGCCAAGGCCGCCGGGACGGCAGCAAGCCCCUGGACGGCAGGGGGCAGCGGGAGCCUGCUAUACCCAGUGAUCGUUGCCGACGUGAGAAGAGACGUCGGUUGCAAGAGCGCCGAAGAGCUCGACGAGAUGCAGGCGACCAUCGCCGCGCGGCUGGCCACCGGCCAGGCCAUGGUCGUCGAGUACUGGCAGGAAGUGUUGGAGCUCAUCCGGGUCGAGAGGGCCAGGAAGUUCCUCGAGGAGAAUUACUCCACACGCGACGACGCGCCGCCCGCGUUCGACGGCCAUGACGAGGAACCUGAGAGCGCAGACGACGACGGAGACGGCUUCGCGGACGCCGACGAGGAGGAGUCCGAAGCCAUCUGCCCGGUCGCGGUGCCGCGGACGCUGACGAAGCCCAAGUACAUCGCGCGGGUGCGGUCAGGGUUCGAGUGGAACAAGUACAACCGCGUGCACUACGACCAUGACCGUCCCCCGCCCAAGACCGUCAAGGGCUACAAGUUCGUCGUGUUCUACCCUGGUUUCACCGGCACGAAGGCUCCCGAGUACACCAUCCACAAGGACGGCGACGGGGAGAGCGGCGAGACCUGCAUCAUCAGGUUCCACGCCGGGCCACCGUACGAGGACAUCGCGUUCAGGAUUGUGAACAAGGAAUGGGAGUAUUCGCGGAAGGCGGGAUUCAGGUGCACCUUCGACAGGGGUAUCCUGCACCUGAAUUUUCACUUCAAGCGCUUCUUUUACAAGCGAUGA
Brachypodium distachyon (stiff brome) is the source of this 1326-nucleotide messenger RNA. Its product is annotated as cactin. Gene Ontology annotation, cellular component: cytoplasm; spliceosomal complex. The coding region runs from base 1 to 1326 and encodes 441 amino acids. Gene Ontology annotation, biological process: mRNA cis splicing, via spliceosome. Lineage: Eukaryota; Viridiplantae; Streptophyta; Magnoliopsida; Poales; Poaceae. The transcript has a single exon. Gene Ontology annotation, molecular function: protein binding. The record is from RefSeq and is a predicted model, not a curated record.